Messenger RNA from Myodes glareolus (Bank vole), 1849 nucleotides. NCBI's taxonomy places the organism in Eukaryota, Metazoa, Chordata, Mammalia, Rodentia, Cricetidae. The record is from RefSeq and is a predicted model, not a curated record.
UCGAAUAAACCCAUUGAGUAUGUUCUGCUCACAAAAGCUGAGCAUACUGUUGAGUAAAUAGAUCACAGUUCUUGCUCCCUAUAAAGGUGUCACUGAGAAAUUAAGAAAACACAGGCACACAAUUAUAUACAUCUUAAAUGUAACGAGGGCUAUAAGAGAGCUAUCUAAAAACUGCUUGUGGACCACAAAGGGUCCAAGAGGCUCCUGGAGACGGGAGUAUUGAGUGUGGUGUAACGAAGUGAAAAACCUUCAGCAAGACAAGGGAACUCAAACAUCUUCUUAAGAAGAAAUGGGGGAAGCUCGUAGUUUGGAAUCAUAUGAUAUAGUUCCCAGGCCCCUCAGCUGUGUGAGGCACACUGCUCGAAGAUGAGGAGAGAUGAAAGGUGAGAAUGCCUCGAUCCUUAAGUUCACGCAAUGCUACGUGUUGAUGUUCCCAACAGCUGUAAAGAAGAGGUUACUCUCCACUCUGCCAGAUAGGAAGCACCCAAAAUACCAUGCUUUACUGGCGUACGCAUCAUUCAAGAGAAGCAAUUGCAUUUCUUGGAACUCCCAUUAAGUGAAAAUUGGAUGAACUUUACUCAUUAGUCAUUGAUUGCUUGUGGACCUUUUUAAAUGGUGCUAAUAAUAUCUUUGAAAUGUUAGAAAAGUAAGCAGUAAACACACAAAUGUGAAAAUGGAAAAAGUAGAUUUAUCUCCUAAGGUAGAAACUGAGUAGGCUGGCGUUCUAGAGGAAGGCUCGCCUGCUGGCAUCUGUGCAAUUGAAUGUGCUAACCGCCGAAGCUUAUUGAAGUGCCCAUCUGACCACUGAUUCUUCCCAUCUGUGUUAACCAACCUUUCAGUCUCAGUGGCUCAUUAAUUGAUUAGCACGUGCAAGACGCUAAAUUUGAUUCCCAGCACAUGAACACGUGCAGAAGUUGCCAAGGACAGAAUAAUAAAGAUAAGAGAAAAUGGUAUCCUAUACGUUUAAGGAAUGUACCCGGUCCAUUGUUAUGGAACACACAUAAUAACAUGUCAUCCAGGUCGGUGUGUAGGCCGACGUUUGGAAGUUGCCAGUCAGAUAUUAGGCCACAAACCAGAACAUCGGAAGACUUACCAGUCAAUAGACAGGCGGCGACGUUUACCUUGGAACAGCUGGAACACUUGGAGACUUGCCUGAAGGAAGCAGAAGAGAAGGCUAACGCUCUAUUGGAACAGCUUACAGCCUCCGAAGAAGCAAAACUACAGCUGCUUGAGAAAGUUUCCUUGCUGGAAAAAAAACUGCAGGCUGUGAGCCAGAAGAGUGCUGGGGGAGAGUCCUAUGAACACAUGGUGCUUGAGAAAGACAAGUGCAUUGAGAAGUUGCAGGCUGAAGUAAAAGCUUCCCAGGAGAAACUUACAGCCCACAAACUAAAGCACAAAAAGACAGUGAAAAAGCUACAGACUGACUUGGCAAUAGCUAAGCAAGAGGCUGCCAUUACUGUCCUGGAACUCAAGGAGAAGAUAAAGACACUCUGUGAAGGAAGGCCUUGCCCUAGAGCAUCCAGCUCGGUCGAAGUGCCCUAUGGAGGUCUCCCACCUGUGGAAGAAGGGGACAGAAAGAUCAGCCUGAUUAUGGAGCUGUCCACCCAGCUUUCCCUGCAAACUGAGAAGAUCACUCAGCUCGAAGAAGUGUUAGCAGAAAAGGAGCAGAAGAUUGAGGCGCUGGUUGCUAAGCGCAGUGACCGGCUCUCCCAAGAAGAUGCAAACCUUCCAGAAGAUUUUCAAGACCUCGCCGCUGUACAUGAUGAUAAGAGUGUUCCCGUGGCCUCUGAUGAGGAGAUGUAGAUUUCCUAUAUGACAAUAAUUAAAGUUUAGUGUCAUCAAGGUGGAA